Messenger RNA from Anopheles marshallii, 1182 nucleotides. RefSeq lists its product as uncharacterized. The transcript has 2 exons. Gene Ontology annotation, molecular function: RNA polymerase II cis-regulatory region sequence-specific DNA binding; DNA-binding transcription factor activity, RNA polymerase II-specific; zinc ion binding. The record is from RefSeq and is a predicted model, not a curated record. NCBI's taxonomy places the organism in Eukaryota, Metazoa, Arthropoda, Insecta, Diptera, Culicidae. The coding region runs from base 1 to 1182 and encodes 393 amino acids. Gene Ontology annotation, biological process: regulation of DNA-templated transcription. Gene Ontology annotation, cellular component: nucleus.
AUGACUACCAUAACGCUUCCCCGUCAUGAUGUUACGAAGUUUUGUCGCUUUUGUCUGUCGGAAAUCAACCUUCUUAACGUGAUCGGCGCUAGUGCGGAAGAGCAAGAGACUCAUGGUGAAUUGCUGCGGCUUGUGAACAAUUAUCUCAAAAUCGAGUUCGAGCCUGACAAGGACUUCCCGAGUGCCAUCUGUGAGAUGUGUAUUGCGUUGCUGCAUGAUUUUGACGCUCUGUACAGAAAUGCACACGACUACAACUAUGCGCUGAGAUUGCUCGCGGAAAACCCGACAAUGGCGGACAUAGAAACGGAAAUUCCUGUGAACACGAUAGAACCGAGAAUGGCUAAUCUCGAUGAACCCUCACCAUUGGUUAUCAUCGAAAUGGACAACAACGCCUACGGGGAAGAAAUACUCGCUACAAAUGCUUUGGACGGACAGAUCGUCUUGGAAGAUGUACCUGUAAACGAUACCGCUGAACAAGAGGCACAGAUCGAUGUGUAUCAUGUCGAUGGUGAGCUGCAGCAUAUCGUCAUGGAGGGCGGUACCUGUAUCGAAAUUCAGUCUGAAGACGCUCCAAAACUAGAACCACCAGCACGAGGCAAUCUACUAAAUGCGUCUCUCACCAAAACCGGCCCAAACAUAUUGGUUAGAAAACGCAUCACUCCACCAUAUGCAGCAACAUCACCUCAGUUACCUAAGAAACCUGUGCCAAUGAAACCUUCAACGAUUGCCGUAAAUAAUACCCCCACCAGGACACUAAACGUGCAAGCAAACACGAAAAGACCUUCUCAACAGGCCGGACACAAGCAAUAUGUGGCGGCAACAGGUCCAAAGCAACUUUUCCGUUGCAAUCACUGUACGAAUCUUUUUGUAGAACUUUCCAACUUAUACAGUCACAGUUGCCCAAAACGGCAAAGAGAAACCGUUCCGAACAAUUCUACCAGGCCGACGGUGGUAUCUAGCGACGGUCAGCGGAUUAAAUGCAAGAUGUGUAACAUGUCCUACCGCACGAAGCUACAGUAUCAGAAGCACGAAUAUGAGGUGCAUGGUAUUAGGAAUGAAAACUUUGGCAUCAAGUGUACCAUUUGCCAGAAACUGUUUUCCCAGCGCCAGGAUUACCAGCUACACAUGAGAGCAAUACAUCCAACUCCAGGCAUGAGUUUCGUAAAGGUACACUCUCAAUGA